This is a messenger RNA of Dicrocoelium dendriticum, 732 nucleotides long. Lineage: Eukaryota; Metazoa; Platyhelminthes; Trematoda; Plagiorchiida; Dicrocoeliidae. The record is from the annotation of a GenBank genome assembly.
AUGGCUGGAAUGGAGCAUCAAACGCAUCGUCGACAAGAAGUGGUAAACAUUCUAGAUAUGUGCUACACAGUGUUUGACUGUGCAGCGUCACUGAUUAAUCGACAUCCCGAACUCAAAUCCGAGUUACAGCGAAGCGUUGGCAUAUCUAAGAUCUGCGCUGGUGACAGGGCUUCUGAGCUGAACACAACGUGCUGCCUCACUUCUCCGCAUUCAGAGGAUAAAGAAAAUCAAUUCGCGGUACAGCGUGUCCAGAUCACACCCGCACCACACAGUGCGUUCACACCCAUCCCAUCCGCAUUGCAUUUAAUAAACAGUAACACGGAGAUCGUUGCGGAAAAUUUAACGCACCAGCCCUCAACCGAUUCGCGUGAUAAUCUUCAUCAGAAACCGAUUCCUUCAUUGAACACAGAACACUCCGGCUCAUUACCGAAGACCUAUUGCUGCACUUCGUUCCCAUUGUUCUCUCCAACAAGCCAAUUGACUUCCACUCCCAUAUCAUCUGCUCGGAAUGCCAUUUUUGAGGCCACUUCCAGUCAGAGUGAAAUAGACUCUGGAAUAUGUAUGCGAUUCACAAACAAUAACAGAUGUUUCCUCACUCCGCAACUCGCAACCGAUUGCGAAUCCAAAUCAGAGAUAUGGCGACCUUAUUUAGACUGAUUAUACCCUGAGAUAUUUGUGCGAACCAUUGUGUACAUGAGCACUUGUGCCUGCAGUUUUAAUCCACCAGAUGUU